AGGCAUAGAUAGUAGAAGAUUCCAGAAUGAUUUACGAACAGACAUUAUCAAUCGAGUCAAUAACAGAUCAGUAGCACAGGAAAGGCAAACAUGUUAAGGUUGUCACGUCAAAAGCUAUGUAUUUAUCAGAUAAUACGCGACCAGACUUUAAACACACAGAAGAGAGCAAUACCAAGAGUCCUCGGAACCAGAUGUGUGUCUAAUCAGCCCCAGAUAAGUUACCGCUGUCUGAGAACCCUGUCUUCACCAAGGGAUACAUCUAACAUUGUAGUCUUCCUGUGUUCAUCAAAGUGGCUUAGUGUUAGACCUGGACGAGGAGAACAGAGGAGAGGCCUACAUUUUACAUCAUCAACACAGGCAGAGGAAAACGCUGUUCCAAUAAGAUACAGUGAGAUCAGCGAGGCAGCCUAUGAGAAACUGGCAGACGAGACGUUGGAUGCUUUGGCGGACUACUUUGAGGACCUGAUGGAUGGACCUUUUGUAGGUCCUGAGUUUGAUGUCCUCUUCUCUAGUGGUGUCUUGACCGUGAAGGUUAGCGGAGACCAUGGGACAUACGUCAUUAACAAACAGACGCCCAACAAACAGAUCUGGCUGUCAUCUCCUACCAGUGGCCCAAAGCGUUAUGAUUGGACAGGACAGCGGUGGGUCUACUCCCAUGAUGGCAUGUGCCUCCAUGAGCUCCUCUCCAAAGAGUUCUCUGCCAUAUACAACAUGAACCUGGACCUGACCACACUAGUACACUCCUGAUGUGGGACAGCUUCCUGUUCCCUAUGUAGUACGCAACACCUAUACCAUGUAGCCAAAAGAAGUGCACUACAUAAGGAAUAGGGUGCCUUUUCAGAUUAUCCAGUGGACAGGUGUUCUACUUAUGACUCUAUCCCCAACAAUGUAGUCAGUCACAUAAGGCUGAGUCUUAACUUGUGAUUCGCGCUUAUCUUGUUUGCAUAAAUACAUUGAUGUCAAUGGGAGAUCUGUGCAAGAAGUCUGACUUGGGUUGCAAUGGGCUCAUGUUAGGAUUCAGCCCAGAGAUGGAACAAAAUGUAGUGUAAUGUUUAUUUUUGUAAAGAUUGGAUAAGGGCAUGUGUAUAUAUGGAUGUAGCAUUGUUUAUUUUUGUCCAUUAUAAUAUUGAGUAUGUGUCAUCGCCCGAAAGUGAAUGCUGCCCAAAGUUGGAUUAGAUUGCUUCUUUCGUUAUAGGUCACAUUUGUUUUGGAACUUACAUUCUAUCAUUAAGGCUUUAUAUUUUGUCUCUGUUGCAGUCUGAACAAGUGCUGUGUUAUUAUGACCGAAUGUGUCUGAUUGAGCUGUUAUAAGCUGUGAUUCCGGACCUAUUGGGACCUUUUGAGGUCAACACCAUAAUAAAUGAGCAGGUGGUGUAUUUCUAUUAAACAAGCCAGUAAAACAUGCUACACACCUUAUGCUAUAGACAGAGAUCCUGUCACACCCUCCUAUUUAAACAUCACAACACUCUGUUUUUGAUUACUUACAUUUGAAUACUGAUCAACUGUAUUACUGUGUUUUAACAGUUGAGCCAAACACAGGUAAAACCAUAGAAAUACUGGAACUGGAAUUCCCAUUUAAGUCAAUGGUCUGUGACAAAUAAUCAGACUUUUCCCUUUUAAUUGUGUUUAUCAGAGAUCCUAUUGUGAUUUUCAUUUUUUAAAACGGUGUAUCAGGUUGUCUUUAGAUGUAUCCAUCCAUGACCCAUUCAUAUUGCUGUUGUCUGAAGGGCAGUCAUUCUAGUUCUAUAGAAAAAAGACAAGUCAUGGGUAUCUCUUUGUACCAUUCUUUCCAAAAUGAUUCACAUUACAGGGUCGAGCCAAACUGUCUAGUCGAGCCUGUAGAAUAAAUCAGGUCUCUGAGUGGUUAGUCUCUCUUUAAUGCGAUGCUUGUAGGCUACAGCCUGCUCAGUUUGAAGAGUAAAUAGAGAUUACUGUUCUGGACAGAUGGUAUGGAGCAAAAGGUCCUUUUCUGUACUUUAAUUCUGAAUCUGUAGGGAUGGUGCUCUGCUCUGUUCUCAUACACUUUUGGAAAAAGGACAGAAAUGGGCACUGCGCUGCACUGUCUGUUGGUUAGAGCUUUAUUUAGAACAGAACAUUGUUCUGGUGGGACAGAUACUGUCAGGAAAACCAUUCAGAUGGAAUAAAUCUAUUGGGAGCUGAGUCAAUGUUUUAUAUCAAGCCAGUGUGUUAUUACUGCCAGUUUCCAUUCUCCAUUGUUUGGAUAGUUAAAUUCUCCCUGGAAUUGUCGGUAUCCACAGCCAGAUUCAAUUUGUAUGGUUUAAAUGCAUUUAUCCUAAUCUGCCAUCCAAUUUUAUUAAUGGAUACCUGUAAAUAAAGUAUUUGAAUGCA
This is a messenger RNA of Esox lucius (northern pike), 2349 nucleotides long. RefSeq names its product frataxin (gene fxn). The coding region runs from base 91 to 747 and encodes 218 amino acids. NCBI's taxonomy places the organism in Eukaryota, Metazoa, Chordata, Actinopteri, Esociformes, Esocidae. Gene Ontology annotation, cellular component: mitochondrion. Gene Ontology annotation, molecular function: iron chaperone activity; ferroxidase activity; ferrous iron binding. The transcript has 6 exons. The record is from RefSeq and is a predicted model, not a curated record. Gene Ontology annotation, biological process: iron incorporation into metallo-sulfur cluster; intracellular iron ion homeostasis.